GUCUAGCAGCGUGAUGAUGUCAAAUGCGUGCGACGGCUCCUCACGUUGAGGUUUUCAAUGAAUGUUGCCGCACAAUUGUUUUCACCAAAUAAUUGUAUGAGGAAUUAUUUCCCUGGAAAAUAUUAUUGACAUGAACAGCCGGCUGCAAGAAAUACGUGAAAGGCAGAAGCUCAGACGGCAGCUUCUUGCACAACAGCUCGGCGCAGAGAGUCCCGACAGCAUCGGUGCUGUUCUCAAUAGCAAAGAUGAACAAAAAGAGAUCGAAGAGACCAGAGAGACGUGCAGGGCUUCAUUUGACACGUCACUUCCUGUUGCUAAAAGAAAGUGUCUGAAUGAAAGUGAAGACCCAGAGGAGGAUGUGGAGGAGCAGAGGGAAGAUGUUGAGCUCCAGCAGCAGCAGGAGGAGAGCGGACAGUAUGAGGAGGUGUACAAAGACUCCAGCACUUUCCUGAAGGGCACUCAGAGUUUAAAUCCUCACAACGAUUACUGCCAACACUUUGUGGACACAGGUCAUAGACCUCAGAACUUUAUCCGAGAUGGAGGUUUGGCUGACAGAUUUGAGGAGUACCCAAAACAAAGAGAGCUCAUCCGACUCAAAGAUGAGCUCAUCGCUGCCACCAACACCCCACCCAUGUAUCUGCAGGCAGAUCCGGACACGUUUGAUCUGCGAGAUUUGAAGUGUAAAUUUGACGUGAUUCUGAUAGAGCCUCCGUUGGAGGAGUAUUACAGAGAGUCAGGCAUCAUAGCCAAUGAACGCUUUUGGACCUGGGAUGAUAUCAUGAAGCUGAACAUAGAGGAAAUCUCAUCUAUUCGCUCUUUUGUAUUCCUGUGGUGUGGUUCGGGGGAAGGCCUUGAUCUUGGCCGAAUGUGUCUGAGGAAAUGGGGCUUCAGGCGAUGUGAAGACAUUUGUUGGAUCAAGACCAACAAAAACAACCCUGGCAAGACCAAAACGCUGGACCCUAAGGCAGUCUUCCAGAGAACUAAGGAGCACUGUCUGAUGGGUAUCAAAGGCACAGUUAGACGCAGCACAGAUGGCGAUUUCAUUCAUGCUAAUGUGGAUAUAGACCUGAUCAUUACAGAAGAGCCAGAGAUGGGCAAUAUUGAGAAGCCAGUCGAGAUUUUCCACAUCAUUGAACAUUUCUGCUUGGCCCGUCGACGGCUGCACCUGUUUGGCAGAGACAGUACCAUCAGGCCAGGUUAG
Sinocyclocheilus grahami is the source of this 1201-nucleotide messenger RNA. RefSeq names its product N6-adenosine-methyltransferase subunit METTL14-like. The transcript has 10 exons. Bases 131 to 1201 code for a protein of 356 amino acids. The record is from RefSeq and is a predicted model, not a curated record. Gene Ontology annotation, molecular function: mRNA binding. Lineage: Eukaryota; Metazoa; Chordata; Actinopteri; Cypriniformes; Cyprinidae. Gene Ontology annotation, biological process: mRNA modification. Gene Ontology annotation, cellular component: nucleus; RNA N6-methyladenosine methyltransferase complex.